GAAUGAUUGCUUGUGGUUUGAGAAAACCUCUCGCCAAUUAUUUGACCUACCAACAUUCAUACGCAAACGACCAAUUCGAACGGAUCUGCUUGUGAUUGAUACCUUCUUCUUCUCCUCCAAGCCAGAGCCUGCGAUUCAUUAAGUUGCUCUAUUGUUCUUAGAAAUAGUGAUCCUCUUUACAAGGAAUCAAAUGGGACCAAAAGCUGGAACGUUGGUUAUUAUCUUGCUGCUGGGUUUGACCUUGCUUUCUGACGCUAGGUCUUUCCUUCACUCUUCCCUAGACUCAGAGGAAGUUUCAAAGAACGAAAAGGUUUGCACUCUGUGUGAGGAGUAUGUUAACGUUGCUAUAACCUACCUUGAGAAAAACGAAACACAAGCACAGGUUAUCGAGGACCUUCAUGAGCGGUGCUCCCAUAUGCGCGGUUUUGCACAGCAGUGCGUAACUUUGGUUGACUACUACGUCCCUCUUUUCUUCAUACAACUCGAGUCGUUUCAACCUGAAGAUUUCUGCAAGAGGAUGAAUCUUUGUGACAAAGUGGCAGCUCUUGUGGAAGAAGCCCGUCAGGAUAGCUGCGCUGUAUGCCACAAGACUGUUUCAGAUAUUCUCAUCAAACUCCAAGAUCCUGACACUCAGUUGGAUAUAGUUGAGCUACUUCUCAAGGGAUGCAAAUCGUUCAAGAACUACGAGAAGAAGUGCAAGAAGUUGGUGUUCGAGUAUGGACCUCUGAUCCUGGUUAAUGCAAACGAUUUCCUUGUUAAAAAUGACGUCUGCACACUCUUACGCGCAUGUCCAGCAGCAGAGGAAAUGGUUCAAAGGCAGCCCGGUUCGGCUGAUUCUUGAAUGUUAAUAAAAAAGAUGGUUGCCGGAACACAACUGCUUGUGUAUUAUUCGUACGAAUCUUUGCAGACUUUCUGAACUGUCUAAAUGUAUGGAUUUAGACACACGCGCACACACUCAUUCCAUAAACGUUUCUUUGCAUUUGUGUAAAUAAUGAUCUACAAUGGUCUUACCUGUAUUAUGUGAUUGUAUUGUACUUUUAUCCCUUCUCAGGUUCUUAACAUGUUAAGAAUAAUGUGGAGGAGGGCACUGCAAUUGUUCGUUUGUCUGAAUGAUUUGUGUAUAAAACAUAAACUCUA
Raphanus sativus (radish) is the source of this 1137-nucleotide messenger RNA. RefSeq lists its product as uncharacterized. The record is from RefSeq and is a predicted model, not a curated record. The coding region runs from base 191 to 841 and encodes 216 amino acids. Gene Ontology annotation, biological process: lipid metabolic process. The transcript is spliced from 6 exons. NCBI's taxonomy places the organism in Eukaryota, Viridiplantae, Streptophyta, Magnoliopsida, Brassicales, Brassicaceae.